This is a messenger RNA of Hordeum vulgare subsp. vulgare (domesticated barley), 1676 nucleotides long. Its product is annotated as protein ALP1-like. The record is from RefSeq and is a predicted model, not a curated record. NCBI's taxonomy places the organism in Eukaryota, Viridiplantae, Streptophyta, Magnoliopsida, Poales, Poaceae. Bases 813 to 1583 code for a protein of 256 amino acids. The transcript is spliced from 2 exons.
ACUUAGGCCAUGUUCGAGACGUGGGUUUACAAAACAGAGGAAAAGAAGCAUGCAUAGGUAUGGGAUGGAGUGCAAACUGAAACCUACAGGCUUACAAAAAGAGGAAUGGAAACUCGAUGGAGUGUUCUGAACAAAGAAAAAAGAAAUUGGAAUCUGCACACUUCUCUAGGAAACAUAACUAGCCGUCAUGUGCCUGGGCAUUGUAUUCUUGCCGUUGAUUUGUCUAGUCGUUGCUUCUUCUUUCUCUUGCUAUAUAAACGCACACAAUGCACUACCAGCCACUUGCUUGUCAUUGUCAUCUCUUCUCCUCUCUUGUAAGAACUUCUCUAGGAACCCAUAGUCCAGUCUUGUAGCAGCAAUCCAUACAUUCCUCUAACCCCAGAAUUCAUUCAUUCCUGAAGCUCAAUGAAUCAAAACUACAGCCGGCGGUCGAGAAACGAAGAUGAUUUUGUACAUUUCAUAUUCCCUACAUUACAAGGUAGCUCAUCCCAAUCAUCUGAGAGGAGAGCAAUACAUACAUCCAUCCUGAAUGGAGUUACUUAUGUGUAUGAAGCUCUUACCGGCCACGAGGUUCUAUGUGAAUGGCGGUUUCAUAUGGAGAGAUCAAUCUUUCAAGUUUUAGUGCAACAACUGUAUGAAAAGCACCUUCUCCAGGAUGCAAGGUAUAUCUCUUUGCAAGAGCAAGUAGCCAUAUCUUUAUAUGCAAUAUCAAAGAAUGCAACCAACAGAACAUUGCAAGACAGAUUCCAGUACGGUGCGGAUUCAGUUAGUACUUAUUUCCAUGCCGUGCUCAACGCGAUUACUCGACUCACAUGCAACUUCAUACAACCUUCUAUAUACCAGCAUCCCAUAUUAAGGCAACCAAAGUUUUUAUACUUCAGAACUAUAUUGGAGCUAUUGAUGGUACUCACUUUCCCAUGACUAUUCCUCCUGGGCAACAAGAUCCAUACAGAAAUAAAAAACAAGGUCUUUCACAAAAUGUAAUGGUUGCAUGUGACUUUGACAUGAAGUUUGUGCAUGUACAUGCUGGAUGGGAAGGAUCUGCAUCAUCAGAUGCAAGGGUUUUGCAAGAUGCACUAGACCAUGGAUUCAAUGUACCACCUGGAAAUUUUUAUCUUGUAGAUGCGGGUUAUGCAAAUACACCCCAAUUCAUUGCUCCAUACCAAGGAACUAGAUAUCAUUUACGAAAGCAAGGAAGAGUUCAUCAAAGGCCACAAUGCUACAAGGAGUUAUUUAACCUUCGACAUGCUCAACUACGAGAUCAUGUCGAAAGAAUUAUUGGCAUAUUGAAAGCAAGGUAUCCCAUACUAAAGGCAGCUACAAUGUUUGAUAUUGACACACAAGUUGAUAUUGUAGUAGCUUGUUGUGUAUUGCACAAUUUCAUAAGGCUCCAUAAUGGAGAUAUGACACUGCCUGACAGAGCUACAACGGAUACUAAUGAAAGCACUAUGAAAGAUGUACCAGGUGGUGAUGCCAAAUACAAAAAAGAUGUGAUUUUAUUUAACAACUUGAGACAAGCUGGAAAUGAGAUGCGAGAUGCCAUGGCAAUGCAAAUGUGGGCAGAUUACAUUGCUAGAAGAUAAGCAUAUGUAUUGUGUAUUUUUCUCUUAAGUUAUGUAAUUAUUUGGUUGUAUUGUACUCCACUCACUUAAUAAUAUGAUUAUUUUAGCCAAACA